Molecule: messenger RNA, 2232 nt
Organism: Zea mays
Lineage: Eukaryota; Viridiplantae; Streptophyta; Magnoliopsida; Poales; Poaceae
Product: protein FAR1-RELATED SEQUENCE 5-like
Exons: 6
Coding region: 481-2232 (583 amino acids)
Biological process (GO): regulation of DNA-templated transcription
Molecular function (GO): zinc ion binding
Source: RefSeq, a predicted model, not a curated record
CAAACAUACUUGAUGUGUUUGUCCCCAGGGUGCAGCAAACAUUUGAUACAAAAGAAGAAGCCUACCUCUUUUACCUUGACUAUGCAAAGUUGGCUGGUUUUAGUGUCAGGACAAAAAGGACUAGUAAAGAAACCAGACACUGGGUUUGCAACCGUGAGGGGUUUCUGAAGCCAGGUCAAGAGAAUGAGGAGCCUAUGACAAAUAAGACAUCGAUGAGAAUUGGUUGCCCUGCUUAUGUGAAGGUGAAGGAGGACAAGAAGCGCAAUAUUUGGUAUUUUCAUCAUGUUCAGGAAGCACACAAUCACAAACUUGAACCCUCACCAAGGAUGGUGAGAUAUAUGCAUUCUCAUAAGCAGAGGGAGGCAGCGUUGGAUGACCUGUUUGCAAUCAUGUCAAAGAGUGGUGUGCCAACACAGGCAGCAAUGAAUGUAAUGUCAGAAUUAUUUGGAGGCCGUCAAAACUGGCCGUUCACAGAGAAAGAUGUCCAUAACAAGAAAGCUGAGCAAGCAAGGGAGGAGAGGGAUGGUGACAUGGAUAAACUGUUCCAAUUUUUCAGGGAGUGCAAAGAACACAAUGAAUACUUUUACUGGGAUGUGGAUUUUGAACCAAAAACAAAUGUGCUUCGGAGCAUUUUUUUGGUGUCAUGCAAGUCAGCGUGCAGAAUACAAGGAUUUUGGGGAUGUAGUCACAUUUGACACAACACACAAGACUAACAACAAGCAUAUGCCGUUGGCCAUGUUUGUGGGUUGCAGCAAUAAUUUGAAAAAUGUAUCCUUUGGCCAAGCACUUCUUCGGGAUGAAACAAUAGACACAUUCAGAUGGCUUUUUGAGACCUUUAAAAGUUGCAUGGGUGGUCAGCAACCUUUUGUGAUUCUUACAGAUGAAGAUGCAGCGAUGAAGGAAGCAAUAAGGAUUGUGUUUAACAAGACACAACACCGAAAUUGCCGAUGGCACAUAACCAGAACAUGGGAUUACGAACUCGAGGGGCUGUACAAAUUGCACAAUGAUAAUAAUCUAAAGGAGAAACUGCAGUCCCUGAUAAACUAUCCUCUGGGGCCCACACAAUUUGAGGUGGAGUGGAAUAAGCUGGUGGAUGAAUGUGGCAUAAGAGAACACCCUGCAAUUGUUGCAUUGUGGCAGAAAAGGAAGAGAUGGAUAGCAACAUAUUUCAAAGGCAUGUACUGUGGGCGAAUGACUUCCACCCAGAGAUCUGAGAGCCAAAACAGGGUUUUGAAAGAUGGUUAUGUUAACAAUGUGACAAGCCUGCAUAUAUUUGCAAAGAGGGUGCUUGACUCGAUUCAGCACACAGACCACAUGGAUGCUGGGGAGUCACACUACUCACAGACUGAAGUUGUCAGAGCCUGCAAAUCAAGAUUUGAUGAGCAACUCAGCAGGGUGUACACCAGGGCUGUGUACAAUGAAUACAAGAGGGAAUAUAUUAACAGCACAGCUUUUGUGAUAGAGCCUGAUCCGGGAGUGGAAUGCGGUUACUUGGUGAAACAUGAGAAAGGCGAUGGGACAUUUUGCUGGGCACAACACGCAUUCAAGGUGGUGGCUGACAAAGCAGCAGGCGUGUAUAAAUGCGAAUGCAUGCAGUGGGAGCAUACAGGUCUGUUCUGCAUGCACAUAAUAAAGGCAUUCACCUACCUCCAAGUCCAAAACAUACCUGAAAAGUACAUUCUGAAGCGAUAUACACGUAAUGCAAGAUCUGUGGUUCCGUGGGACCGGCACGAUGUGAGUGUUGGUGGUCAAAAUGAGACAGAACAGUCAAGGUUGUCGAAGCUGCUGCCAAAGUUAAUGCGACUGGGAAGAGCGGGAAGCAAAUCUGAUAGAGCAUACACUGAAACUAUCAGGCACAUCGACAUGAUAACUCCUGGGAUUGAGCUUCUACGAACAGCGGAGAUUGGUCCGAUUGGUCCGGACGAAGCAACAAAUACUGAGUUGCAGCAAGAUGCAGAAGGACGGCGGAAUAUUGGUCCCAUUGCACCAACACAACAAAGUUCUGACAACAAUAUAGAACCUGUUGUGAUGCCAACUGGACCUACACCACCACCAGAAUCGGGACUGAAUCCAGAUUCUGCAAACUGCCUCACUGAUCUAAGAUUGACUGAACCGCCAGUGUCGCGCACGAAGGGGCUCCACCUCGCCGGUGGGUACAGAACACAAACAUAUACAUUGGUUGCAACUGCAAUGGCUGGGAUUUUUCAAACAAUAUUGGAAACUGCAGUUUAG